Bactrocera neohumeralis is the source of this 495-nucleotide messenger RNA. RefSeq lists its product as uncharacterized. NCBI's taxonomy places the organism in Eukaryota, Metazoa, Arthropoda, Insecta, Diptera, Tephritidae. The transcript is spliced from 3 exons. The record is from RefSeq and is a predicted model, not a curated record. The coding region runs from base 1 to 495 and encodes 164 amino acids.
AUGCAAUUCGAACAGUUCCGAACGUCUAAAGUAAUUACCACCAAGCAGCAAUUUGCACUAAUGGUUGAGUUGUUACAGCAAAAACCUGAAAUGGCGCAGGGUUUUACCAAGUUCCCUAAAGAAGAAGCGGCAGCUUUUUGGAAUAAUAUGGCCCAGGAACUGAACAGUGUUGGUCCGCCUACCAAGGAUAUUUCCAGCUGGAAGAAGCAGCAAACAUUCAGUAACAAACCACAAGCAUUUAGUAAUGGACCAGCGCAGGCUAAUAAUAAUCAAGCUAGUAAGAGACCACCAUCACAGAUAAUACAGACUCCUAAUAAAAUGCAACGGAUCUACAAUACUGAAGUUACAGAAACUGACCCAAUAGAAUGCAAUAAUGAAAUAUUAGAAUAUCCUGAAGGGUACUACGAGUCUUCACAGGACUACCAACCCGAAUACAACGAAGAACAAGAAGAGAUCGAAGCAACCCCUAGUGACAAUAUCAAUUUUUUAAACUAA